Erigeron canadensis is the source of this 2494-nucleotide messenger RNA. RefSeq names its product probable alpha-galactosidase A. The transcript has 13 exons. Gene Ontology annotation, biological process: carbohydrate metabolic process. Bases 305 to 2206 code for a protein of 633 amino acids. Lineage: Eukaryota; Viridiplantae; Streptophyta; Magnoliopsida; Asterales; Asteraceae. The record is from RefSeq and is a predicted model, not a curated record. Gene Ontology annotation, molecular function: hydrolase activity, hydrolyzing O-glycosyl compounds.
UGAAGACAGUGACUCAUCGCAUCACCACCGGACAGUAGUUCAAACCACGCUUCAUCACCAAACAUAAUAAACCAACGAAAAUGUCUUCCUCCUAUAAUUUCCAUCUUCAAACAAUAACUGUCCCAUCACGCCGAUAAAUCUAUUCUCCCAGUCCACCCUUUACAACGUCGUUUCAUUAAUAUAUAUUAUAGAUAUAUUCCAUCUCUAUCAUCAAUCACUCACUAUAAAUACUACUAACAGAUUGUCAUUCCAUUUAUAUGUGAAUAUAUAUAUUUCAUUUAGUCAAACCAUCACACAACACAAUAUGGAUAAUAAUAUUGAUAAGAUUAUGUUAUGUUUCUUCUUCAUAUUUGGAUUUUUAUCUAAAAGUGUCUUAUCAGAAAUCCAUGCUAACACACCACCAAGAGGUUGGAAUUCUUAUGAUUCCUUUUGUUGGACCAUAUCCGAGGAGGAAUUCCUUCAUAAUGCUCAUCUUAUUUCAGAGAAAUUGCAUGCUCAUGGCUAUGAGUAUGCAGUGGUGGAUUACCUUUGGUAUAGAAAAUUGGUCCCGGGUGCUUAUGUCGAUUCACUUGGGUUUGAUGUAAUUGAUGAAUGGGGGAGGGUGAUUCCUGAUCCUGGUAGAUGGCCUUCAUCAAAAGGAGGAAAAGGGUUCAGUGAAGUAGCUAAGAAAGUUCAUGACAUGGGUUUGAAGUUUGGGUUUCAUGUUAUGAGGGGCAUAAGCACGCAAGCGGUCAAUGCAAACACCCCCAUUUUAGAUGUUACAACGGGCAAAGCAUAUGUGGAAUCCGGGAAAGUUUGGCAUGCUAAAGAUAUAGGUAUUAAAGAGAGGGCCUGUGGGUGGAUGAAAAAUGGUUUCAUGAGUGUGGACACUUCAUUAGGAGCUGGAAGAGCAUUUUUGAGGUCUCUUUAUCAUCAAUAUGCCGACUGGGGCGUAGAUUUUUUAAAACAUGACUGUGUGUUCGGAGAUGAUUUUGAGCCCGAGGAGAUAAAAGUUGUUUCAGGAGUAUUAAAGGGGCUUAAUCGUCCAAUUGUUUAUUCGCUCUCACCUGGGACUAGUGCCACACCAGCCAUGGCAAAGCAAAUUGCACCAUUUGUUAACAUGUAUAGAGUAACUGGUGAUGACUGGGAUAAUUGGGGGGAUGUUGCAGCCCAUUUUGAUGUUUCAAGAAACUUUGCAACUUCUGGUAUGAUUGGAAACAACGGUUUGCUGGGUAACUCGUGGCCUGAUCUGGAUAUGCUUCCACUCGGAUGGCUCACUGACCCAGGAGUCAACGUUGGUCCACACAGGAACUCUAGUCUUACCCUAGAUGAACAAAAGACCCAGAUGACCUUAUGGUCAAUGGCCCGAUCUCCUUUGAUGUUCGGAGGAGAUAUGAGGAAUCUUGAUGAUAUGACAUACAAACUCAUCACCAAUCCGACUAUACUGGAAAUCAACGCUUUCAGCUCCAAUAAUAAGGAGUUUCCUUACAUUACUGGCACAACUCACCAAUCCUUGGAGCAAGAUCUUAAGUUUCAAACAAGAAAUCUGAAAGAAGUGGGCGAAUCAGAAAAACUAGUUUUGGGGAUCUCAAGCUGUCACGAUCCUGAGGCCAAAGGUUGGUUCUUGCAAACAGAUGAUACAAAUGCUGAACAAGUUUGUUGGAGAUGGGGUGCAAAAAGCAAAAAGCUUGAACCUUUUUGUCUUUACAAAUCCGAACCUACUUUGCAAUCAGAUGAAGAUGUUAAUCAUAAUGAAAAAUAUCAAGGAAAACUUCACCUACAUGCGAGAAAUAGAGAAGGGUUUUGUUUCGAUACAUCAUCCAAACGGAGGCUUACUUCAAAGGAGCAUAAGAGAGCAUCAUUUUUGCCUUGUAGACCUGAUGCCAAUCAGAUGUGGGAAUUAAGCUAUAAUGGAACGCUCGUGAAUAGUUAUUCUGGUUCAUGUGCUUCUAUUAAAGCAAUGAAAGCCACCAGUCCCGGAGGAGUUCGUUCAUGGAUCGCAACCGGAAAGAAAGGAGAGGUGUAUCUUGCUUAUUUCAAUAUGAAUCCUGCAAGAACGGUUAUUUCCACGACUGUUUCAAACCUUUCAAAGGCGUUUCCAAACAUCAACUUUGGCUCGUGCUCAUGCAAAGAGGUUUGGAGUGGGAAAGAUUACGGAUCACUACGACAUUCUCUCUCUGCGUCUGUAGAUUCACAUGGUUGCGCACUUUUUAUAUUAACUUGCUAAUUUUGCGGUAAAGCAUGUUCACAGGUCUCUUUGGGUUCUGUUUGCAUCACCGGUUCUGUAACUGGGAAGCAAGAGCCCAAUCAUUUAGAGUGCUUCUUGAAGCCUAGUUUUUAUUCCCCAAAGGGGUUUGCCUGUUUUAUGAACAUUAGUUUCUAAAAGUCAUCUGGUCAUAUAUUAUGAUCACUAGUGUUAUCUAUGAAAUUAUAAAUUAGAUGAAGUGCUUUAUGAUUACUUCUAAUUACUUUGUUAAAAUAAGGUAGUUAUAAAUUAUGACCGAUUCAAGCUUAA